Messenger RNA from Neopelma chrysocephalum (saffron-crested tyrant-manakin), 3059 nucleotides. It is a transcript of the gene DYNC1I1, whose product is annotated as dynein cytoplasmic 1 intermediate chain 1. Bases 241 to 2106 code for a protein of 621 amino acids. The transcript is spliced from 18 exons. Gene Ontology annotation, cellular component: cytoplasmic dynein complex. The record is from RefSeq and is a predicted model, not a curated record. Gene Ontology annotation, molecular function: dynein heavy chain binding; dynein light chain binding. Gene Ontology annotation, biological process: transport along microtubule. NCBI's taxonomy places the organism in Eukaryota, Metazoa, Chordata, Aves, Passeriformes, Pipridae.
UUCAGCCGGCGGCGGCGGUCCUGCCGCAGCGGCGGGCGGCACGGCACGGCACAGCACAGCACGGCUCGGCUCGGCUUGGCUCGGCUCGGCUUGGCUCGGCUCAGCACGGCGCAGCUGCCGGUCUCUGCCGUUCAGUCAGCGAGGCAUCCCUCCGCUCCCCCGGCGGCGAGGGCUCAGUGAGGGCUGCGCGGCGCCGGGAGCCCCUCCACAUCUCCCGGGCGCCGGCGGAGCAGAGUCAAAAUGUCAGACAAAAGUGAUUUAAAAGCAGAACUUGAGCGCAAAAAGCAACGUUUGGCUCAGAUAAGAGAAGAAAAGAAACGGAAGGAGGAAGAACGAAAGAAGAAAGAGGCUGACCUACAGCAAAAGAAGGAGCCAGCUCAGGAAGAUUCUGACCUAGACCGUAAAAGAAGAGAGACAGAAGCUUUGUUACAGAGCAUUGGUAUAUCUCCAGAACCACCUCUAGUGCAGUCGCUGCAUGUGUUAACAUGGGAUACCUGUUAUUUUCAUUAUUUAGUCCCAACCUCUAUGUCUCCCUCUUCGAAAUCAGUGAGCACACCCAGUGACGCAGGCAGCCAGGACUCAGGGGAUCUGGGACCCAUAGGAAGGACCUUGCAAUGGGACACAGACCCCUCAGUGCUGCAACUCCAGUCUGACUCUGAACUUGGACGCAGACUGCACAAACUAGGGGUGUCAAAGAUUACCCAGGUUGAUUUCUUACCUCGGGAGGUGGUGUCAUACUCCAAGGAGACGCAGACACCUCUUGCCACACAUCAAUCUGAAGAGGAUGAAGAUGACGAAGAGAUGGUGGAGCCAAAAGCACAGGAUGACUUGGAGAUGGAAAGUCAAGACCAGAAGCAGGAAGUGAAAGAAGCUCCUCCUAGAGAACUGACAGAAGAAGAGAAACAACAAGUUCUCCAUUCAGAAGAAUUCCUGAUAUUUUUUGAUCGGACAAUACGUGUAAUUGAGCGAGCUUUGGCUGAAGAUUCAGACAUCUUCUUUGACUAUAGUGGCAGAGAUGUAGAAGAAAAAGAUGGAGAUGUUCAAGCAGGAGCCAAUCUUUCCUUCAACCGACAAUUUUAUGAUGAGCACUGGUCAAAGCAUCGUGUUGUCACCUGUAUGGAUUGGUCUCUUCAGUACCCUGAGUUGAUGGUUGCGUCUUAUAACAAUAAUGAAGAUGCUCCACAUGAGCCUGAUGGGGUAGCCUUGGUAUGGAACAUGAAGUUCAAGAAAACCACACCAGAAUAUGUGUUCCAUUGUCAGUCCUCUGUGAUGUCAGUCUGUUUUGCCCGCUUUCACCCAAACCUUGUCGUCGGUGGAACAUAUUCUGGCCAAAUUGUCUUGUGGGAUAAUCGCAGUCACAGGCGCACUCCAGUUCAGAGAACUCCCUUAUCUGCUGCUGCUCACACGCAUCCUGUGUAUUGUGUGAACGUAGUUGGGACACAGAAUGCGCACAAUCUCAUUACCGUCUCUACAGAUGGCAAAAUGUGCUCCUGGAGCCUGGACAUGCUCUCAACUCCACAGGAGAGCAUGGAGCUUGUGUACAAUAAGUCCAAACCAGUGGCGGUUACAGGAAUGGCUUUUCCAACCGGAGAUGUCAAUAACUUUGUCGUUGGCAGUGAAGAGGGAACAGUCUACACAGCUUGUCGUCAUGGAAGUAAAGCUGGCAUUGGUGAAAUUUUUGAAGGCCACCAAGGGCCCGUCACAGGAAUCAAUUGUCACAUGGCAGUGGGUCCAAUUGACUUUUCUCAUCUCUUUGUCACAUCAUCAUUUGACUGGACAGUCAAAUUGUGGACCACAAAGCACAACAAGCCGCUCUACUCCUUUGAAGACAAUGCCGACUAUGUCUACGAUGUCAUGUGGUCGCCAGUGCAUCCCGCGCUCUUCGCCUGCGUGGACGGGAUGGGGCGCCUGGAUCUGUGGAACCUGAAUAACGACACCGAGGUUCCCACAGCCAGCGUCACCAUAGAAGGAGCUUCUGCCCUCAACCGUGUCCGCUGGGCCCAGGCUGGGAAGGAGGUAGCAGUUGGUGAUUCAGAAGGCCGCAUAUGGAUCUAUGAUGUUGGAGAGGUCACAUUCUGCUUGCACUCUGGCUGUUCCACACAAUGACGAGUGGACCCGCUUUGCUCGGACCUUGGUGGAAAUCCGUGCCAACCGAGCAGACAGCGAAGAGGAAGGGGCAGUGGAGCUGUCGGCCUAGAGGAAGAGGAGCUGCAGCGCCUGCCACCGCCAGAACAGCAGCUUUCACCCGCUGAGUACGCACGCCGGUGUUCAGUGUCAGAGUCAGUCUUGCUGUGGCUUUUGAUGCCAGUGUACAUGCCAGUAUUGCUCAAAGCAUUCUAUAUUAAUCACACUGCUUUACACAAGGCUGAAAAUAUCCAGAGCAUUUUCAUACUUUAUAUUUCUGUCUGAAAAGUAAGAAAGAAAAGACAAAUCAACCCUUUAUGGGUUUAGUUGUUGCCUUUUAACUACUUAGUAGCUGUAUUUAAUAGCUAGGAACCCCUGGUUAAACUUGUGCUCACAUUGCCCUUCUGGCAUAGUCCUAUUAAAUCCAUAUGAAGCCAGAUAUGAUUAUGUGCAGAUGUGGUGUGCUUCACUGUAUGGGACUGGGCCAAAGACUUUAGAUGUGGUGUUUCACAUGGUGACUUACAUUAUGAAUGGAUGUACUAUACGAAAGUUGCUGCUCCUUAUUUAUUGCGGUGUGCUGCAUGGAACAUAUUUAUUUGAAAGCAUUAAAAUAAACGAUCCUAAAGCAUGUGCAUAAUGAGAGAACUGCAUUGUCUGUGUGCUGCUGUAGAGGUUACAUUAAAGUCCACGUAACAAUUACAGUACAUCAGUUGUGCUUAAGAUAUAAGAUCUAUAAAGGUUGGCUUGAGUGGAUGGAAUGAGUUUCCUUUCCUUUUUUUUUUAAGAUGCCUAUUAUUUCUAGGCACUUUAUCUAUAUUUCAAAUACAGUUGGUCACUGAUACUUGUCAUGCAAGUUAACACUAACAGUCUGACUAAGGGUUGUGGUUCCUGAGUAUGACACUAGUAUUUGCCAAUAAAAUGUAUCAGGCCUGUUC